Molecule: messenger RNA, 1314 nt
Organism: Capsicum annuum
Lineage: Eukaryota; Viridiplantae; Streptophyta; Magnoliopsida; Solanales; Solanaceae
Product: cytochrome P450 94A2-like
Exons: 3
Coding region: 1-1314 (437 amino acids)
Molecular function (GO): oxidoreductase activity, acting on paired donors, with incorporation or reduction of molecular oxygen; monooxygenase activity; iron ion binding
Source: RefSeq, a predicted model, not a curated record
AUGUUAGCCGUGGAUAUAGAGUCGUGCUACUAUUUGGCGUUUUCUACUCUUGUGGGAUUGUUCUUUCUUUCUUUAUUCUUCGUACAGUCAAGGAAGAAACAGGUUUACCCAAAAUCGUAUCCCUUAAUUGGUUCAUCAUUGGAAUUCAUAAGAAAUCGCAAGCGGAUUAUCCAGUGGACUAGUGAAAUAUUCGACAAGUUAUCGUCCUCCACAUAUACACUUGCAUUGCCCUUACGACGAAAUGUCAUAUUCACUAAAGACCCUUCCAAUGUCAAGCAUAUUCUCAAGAUCCGCUUCAAUAACUACCAUAAAGAGAGGAUAUUCAUAGAAGCUUUAUCAGACUUAUUCAGGAAGGGUCUUUUCCUCUCCGAUGGCUCGGAGUGGAAGUCACAAAGACAAUUUUUUCUCCAUGAUCUCGAUCCUAAAGAGUUUCAUGCUUAUACAUUUGUAGUAGAGGAAGAACUCUCGGGACGUCUUGUCCCUUUUUUAAGUAAUGCAGAAAAAACUGCAUCUACAAUUGAUCUCCAGGAUACAUUUUGUCGAUUCACAUUUGAUUUUGUAUGUCGGAUCGGGUUUGGGUUCAAUCCUGAGUAUUUAUUACUUUCUAUGCCACCAACCCCUUUUGCCGACGCUUUUAAAACUGCAGUAAAGUUGAGCAUUUUAAGAUUUGUAGCGGGGGAGGACUUGGAGGACAAGGACGUGUUAGCAAGAAUAGUGAGAAGGGCACAGGUCUCGAGUAACCAGAAUGUAGAAAAAGAAAUUGUGAGAGAAAUUAAACAGAAGGAUGGACGUCUGAGGGAAAUGGUUUACACGCAUGCCUCCAUAUAUGAGUGCAUGAGACGCUUCCCUCCCAUUCCACUAUAUUCAAAUGAAGCAGUGGAAGACAAUGUUUGGCCUGAUGGAACACAAAUGAAAAAGGGGACGAGCAUAAUCUACCACAUAUUCACUAUAAGUAGGUCACAAGAAUUGUGGGGAUCAGAUUGGGCUGAUUUUCAUCCUGAGAAAUGGUUGGAGAGAAGAAGAAGUGGCACAUCAAAUGGCGGUGACUGGAAUUUCAUCACGAAAGACCCCUUCACAUAUCCGGUGUUUCAAGUAUGGCCAAGGACUUGUUUAGGAAAAGAAAUUGUGGUCGUGCUGAUGAAGAUGGUGGUUGCCACCAUUCUAAAGAUCUUCCGAGUCAUUCCGGCUCCGGAUAAUUUCUCUCCACAUUAUAAUUCAAUUGUUGUAUCAAGGAUGAAAAGUGGUUUUCCAGUAAGAAUCAUAGAGGUCAUUAAGCAUAGUUUCCAAUUUACUUCUAUGUUAUUUGUAGAAUAG